GUUUUUGCUUGCGUCUCAGCUAUUGCAAGUAGUUUAUAGUCACUUAGUAGCUUAGUUCAAGUCAAUUACUGUGGUUUAGUUAGUAUGACAGAUAUUCCCGAAAGCCCAAUGCUGGCAACAGUUGGACCGGACACAGCGGACCCAAGAAAGGUCUUCGUUGGGGGUCUUAGCUGGCAAACCAGCUCAGAAGGCUUGAAGGAAUAUUUUAGUCGGUUUGGGGAAGUAUCUGACGCCAUGGUUAUGAGAGACCCUAUUACUAAACGUUCCAGGCGUGUUGUGUACUCCCCAUAUAACAGGGGCUUUGGAUUUGUAUCUUAUGCUGAACCGAAAGACGUCGAUAAGAUGUUGGAACAAGGACAGCAUGUUCUAGAUCAAAAGCCCAUUGACCCGAAAAUUGCUGUGCCACGGAAAGACCAGACUCGGAUGGUGACAAGGACGAAAAAAAUAUUUGUUGGUGGAUUGUCCGCCAACACAGUGGUUGAUGAUCUCAAAAACUACUUCGGAACAUACGGCAAGGUUGAAGAUGCAAUGCUAAUGUUCGACAAACAGACGAACCGCCACAGAGGGUUUGGCUUCGUAACUUUUGACAACGAAGAGCCGGUCGAAAAGGUUUGCGAAAUUCACUUCCACGAAAUCAACAACAAAAUGGUCGAGUGCAAAAAAGCACAACCUAAAGAAGUAAUGUUGCCAACUUUGGCGAGAGGAACAGCAAGGAGGACUUACGUUGACCCAUCAUCGGCGUAUGUGUUAGCGGCAGGCAUUCCAGGUUUGGCAUACGGACGACCAGCAGCGGCAGCAGCCACAGCGUAUGCUUACCCAUCUGCAUAUGCGGCUUAUCCAGGAGCUCUGAGUUUCGUGGACCCAGCGGCGACCGCUACGGGCACUGGGGCUUUUUACCACCCCAGUUUUGCCCUAGCCCCAUCCCCUGCUCCUGCCCAAGCGCUCUAUACCCCCGAUGCUACAACAGCGAUGGCAGGGCUUGCCAGAGUCGGUGUGGCGCCAGUUCCGGGGCGUCUGGAGGCCCUGGCCACCCCUACAGCAGGCAACUUAACACAGCCGGCCUCAGUAGCUGAUAUAAAACGAGACUUUGUUGCAUCAGUACUAAGUAGCUACGCCCAUGGAGCUGCAGCUCCUGCCUUUGCCAGCUACCAUCCUUCGCCCUCUCCUGGUGCUAGGGCGUUCGCUAACGGAACAACAGCAGGCGAAAUAUUAACCUCCGCUGACCCAGCGCUAGCUCAACACUACAUCGGGCAGAACGCAUCUCCUCAGCCGGGUUUGACCGCCACGAUUCCCGGGGGACUGGCCGGUCAUUUCGCCUCGCAAGGACCACUGAUAGCUGGCCUCACGUACCCUUAAUCACGUGUUCGUCUGAAAGCUGAUUGGAUGUGGGUCUGUUACGUCAUAGUUCGGUGGUUUUCAAAGCACAAAUUGGUUGCUUUUAUAUCCUGAUUGUAAAUAUUGUUUUUCUUAUACCUAAGACGUAUAACACGCCUGUAUUCAUGUGUUUGCCACCAGCGCUCGGUUCACAAGGACCCGUUUAAAGCGCGCGGCAGCUUCACGGUGCCAUGUUCGAACCAGUGUGAAAAUUAUUGCAUCGCUCGUUCAAGUUUUGAGUUUUCUGCGUUUUUUCCGUUUUUUUCUAUCUUUUUUUUCAGCGAAAUUUCCCGAAGUUGCACGCGUAUCUCUCUCAACUCUAUCCUCCAAUCGCAGCCGCUGGUUUGGCUCGCCACUGUGACGUCACAAAUGCAAUAAUAAACGAAUAGAAACUUCACAAACGUAGAAAUAGCUGGUAGAAAUAACAGUGUACACAUGUGACGUCAGUAGAUAGGAACAAAUCCUUUGCGAUAAUCUUUUGCGCCACCCAGCGUACGAAUAACGUAGUAUAUGAUUUCUAUGGUAAACAGGGGUGGGUGGCGGGUGAAUUUGUAAUAAUUACACACGACUUUUUUUUUCUUAUCCUUCCUCGAGCCUGACGUUCAAAUGCAUACGUGGCGAUGCUAAUUCUCCUGCGUAGGUGUGACGUAGUCCUAGCGGUGACGUCAUGAUGACGUAGAACGAACCCUGGCAUCUUACCGUUAAUAGUGUGGAAUAGUUCACUGCCUGAUAAGAAUCAAAACAAAAUUUUAUUUUCCUUCGACCGCAGGUGCCUUUAUUAUCGUCAUUGUGAUGAUCGGAAACCGAAAUAGUCCGAUCCUUUCCGAAAUAUAUGACGUCGCGUCCGGCUUGUGUAACCCCCGCGUACUAACCAGUAGCGAACGUAGACGCCUAACAUUUUUGCUUCUCUAUUGGAUUUUACCGAAUCCAAAUAGUCGGAUCGUAUUUUUGCACGGCUCUGUACAUUGUAUGCUCGUACUUUAAAAGCAAAACCAAACCUUUGGCAUUGUAAUAGUGGUGUGGCUAAUCAAAGCAUCACUGUGUUAACCAUUUCUUCACAUACAGCCUAUUAUCGAUACUUUUGUUCGGUGUAACCCGCACAAAACACUCGUAUUCUCACAACCACGGUCUAUAUGCUCUACCCAACGUACUAUACGUACCCCUUGUACAUACAACCGUUUAUAUAUAACUCGUUUUCUGAUUUUACCUUUUCUCCGCUUACCUGGUCAAAUUAAACAAUCCUUACUCGCUAUUAGAUACCCGUCUCGUGACGUCACGUUCGCGUGACGUUAUGCUGACGUGACGUCACACGGGUCGUUUGUUAGAUUUCUCUAGAACGGUAGAGUAGCACUCAGACAGUGCAAUUGGUUUGUUAUUUUGGGCGGUGUGUAUCCGACGACGUUUUUUUUUCUUUUUCUCGCAUUCGGUUGUUCCCUGUUGUAUAUAUGAGUUUUUCAAGUUCUGUUGGUUUAAAAAUAAACCAAAUACCCGGUA
Molecule: messenger RNA, 2868 nt
Organism: Ciona intestinalis (vase tunicate)
Lineage: Eukaryota; Metazoa; Chordata; Ascidiacea; Phlebobranchia; Cionidae
Product: RNA-binding protein Musashi homolog 2
Biological process (GO): regulation of translation
Cellular component (GO): cytoplasm
Molecular function (GO): mRNA binding
Source: RefSeq, a predicted model, not a curated record